Messenger RNA from Chlorella variabilis, 816 nucleotides. RefSeq lists its product as hypothetical. The transcript is spliced from 8 exons. The record is from RefSeq and is a predicted model, not a curated record. NCBI's taxonomy places the organism in Eukaryota, Viridiplantae, Chlorophyta, Trebouxiophyceae, Chlorellales, Chlorellaceae. The coding region runs from base 1 to 816 and encodes 271 amino acids.
AUGUCUCGAACCUCCACUGUGGCGAGCCUGUGCCGCAGGGCGGCCACCGCGCUGGCCCAGCGCACUGCCGCGCCACUGCCGGCGGCUGCUGUGCAGGCCCCGCGCACCAUCGUCACCGCCACCGCCGCCACCGCGGCAGCCGCCAGCGGCACGAUGAUGAGGGUCAUGGGGGUGGACGUGCCGUACAGCUACGUCAUUGGCACAGCCCUGGCCAUUGGCUUUGGUGCCUACACUUACGAGACGUUUGUGCUCGCCAAGGAGGGAGGAAAGCCCAUCCAGGCGGAGAUCACUCGCCACCCAGACAUCACCUCCCUCAGGAUGACCGAUCACAACGGGCGCCCCUUCACGGCGCAGCAGCUGCUGGGGCGGUGGGCCCUCAUCGACUUUGGUUCGCUGCAGCAGGCCACCGACGUCAAGAGCAUCAACUCCAUCUGCAGGGCCGCGGAGGCUGCCCGGCAGCGCUGCGGCGUGGCUGUCACCCCUGUGUACCUCAGCCUCAGCCCCGCCACCGACAAGCCAGAUGACCUCAAGCGCGUGGUGGCAGCGGCGGGGCACCCAGCCCUGGUGGCGCUGACUGGGGACGCAGAUGGGGUGCUGGAGUGCGCCCACAAGUUCAAGAGCCAGGAGAAGGCGGCGGUGCUUUCUUCCACCAAGGGCGACGAGCAGUACAAGCGUGGCGACGCCGCGAUGGAUGAGGCCUAUGUUAGCUCCUUUGUGUACCUGGUGGCCCCCAACGGCGAGUUCUCCAAGCUGUGGCCCAAGGAGGUGCCGCUGGCGCUGCUGUCGGACGCCGUGUGCAGGGCGGUCAAGGACUGA